UUGCAAGUUACCAUUUCACAUUUUAAAUAGUUUUAAGUGGGAAAAAAGGGCGACCCGGAACAAUAGGUCAGAAAAAGCAUACUCCAGAGCAGAAAAAAAAAUCGUGACGUCAUGCACUCUUGAUGUUAUCAAGGCUAUAUAAGGAGAAUCUGCCCUACUCUGUCAUAGACGGAGGGAUGGUGUGGCCCAUUAUUCCUGCGAUGAACAUAGGAAAGACACAAAAACGCUACUCUGGCGAUGGCUGUUAGUUUGUGCUUCAUGUGCUGUGACUUGUAGACUUACCAUACCGAUGAUACGGUAUUUCCUUCCUUAUCGAACUGCAUGAGACAGCCGGAGGAACCAUGGCUGACGACAAAGAAAGAGAAGAAGUAGGACUUCCGCCAGAACGUGACGGUAGGGACAGUCUAUAUGCGAAUCGUAUCCUCACGAGAGCUUCCAGUUUGUGUGUUCAGGACCGACUGGCUUUCGACGAGGACCCGCCGUCGUAUGAGAUGAUGUAUCCUUCGAGCAGCGACGAUAAUAACGCCCUAAGCCUCAACAACUCGAAACUCGACUGUGGCAUCGUGAUGAGCCCGCGUAACUUGAAAGAAAACAUUAAAUCCCAACCAAACAGCAACCAAAUCGUCCCUCAAACGCCACCAGAUACGAAGGUGACAAGCAGACCUGCCAUCAAACACGGUGACUCCAAGCUGAAACUUACGCAGGGAAAUGAAAAUCCCAAGCCAGAAAAAGAACUCCAGAGAAAAAUCACACUGACCAAGCUUACGGAAACCCGCGAGAAGCUGAUGGUUCAAGCUUCAGGACUGACAAAGGGCGCCAGGGAGACGCUUAGAGAGUUCUGUCAGAAGACGACAGCCCACGGCUUCAGUCACGUGGUAGAAAAGGACAUACACAUCAUUAUGAGGAUAUUCUGGGUCAUCGUGACUUUUGUCAGCCUCGGGGCCUUGCUGUCAGUAGGCUACGACGCCACCUACGCGGCCUUCGUGACAAAGCGACCCUACACGGAGGUGACCUACAGGAACAACCAGAGCACGGGGAUCCGCCUCCCUGACAUGACCAUCUGCACUUUGUCCGGAUUCUGGAAGAGCAAGAUGGAGAAGUACAACGUGAGCAAGACCCUAGCAUCCUACCUCCUCCUGGCGGUUCGCGGAACAGAGGUCAUCAGCCCAGUGUUGAGUCGUGACCCCAAAAGGAUAAUAUUGUUAAAGGAUGAACUUCGGGAAUACCUGGAAUUGCACAAAGUCACGCUCGAGGAACUGAUAACAAUGCUUUCCCCAGAAUGUGAAGAAUUGGUGAAAGGAUGCUACUCGUCGUCUCAGAGCCUGAGUAGUUCCCAAUGCUGCGAGACGGUGUUGAGGCCCACCAUCACCACACUAGGCGUCUGCUUCACCACACUCACCCAGAAUGGCUUGAGACUCAACCAGACUAUCGCGGGACUGGUAGGAGGCUAUAGGAUUCUCUUCGAUGUCGCCCUUCAAGAGUACAUGGAAUACGACUACAACGUGGUGUCAACGACGUCCUUGGCAGAGGCAGGGAUCCAUGUCUCGCUCUCCAACUUCGCCAGCUCGCCCGCUGUGGCCGCCAACAUCCAGGCCGUCAGGAUUGCGCCCAACACCGCCGCCUCCGUCGCUCUUGACGUCACUAAUAUCGACCACACAGAGGUGUACCUGGACGACUGGCUAUGGCCCAACCCCAGUCCUCGGUGUGUGAGCGAGGAAAAGUUCUGGGCCAUGAGCGAAGAGGAGCGAGCUUACACGGGGAGUAACCAGUACUUCUCUUUGCUUUAUCGAGACUGCCUUAACCAUUUCUUCAACUGCUCGGCUAUCCCGUUCAUGUUCACCAAUGAUACAACUAGUGCGUGCACGCCCGAGAUAACGCUCUACCAAAGUAAAAUAAAUGACAAGAUGAUGGAAUGUGUUCAGAAUCACUUGAGCCAAAUGGAAGAAGAUUUUGGAAAAUUAUGCUUCACUACGACAAUCAACCAGCAACUGAGCUACACUACUCUCAUGGAGAACGGAGUACAAAGCAUCAUUGACAACCGACUGCUUCCUCCUAACAUAACCCUCUCCAUGGUGAACAUCUACUACACCGAACUGGGCUUCACGGAGUACUACGAACGUAUCCCAACUUUCAUCACAUGGUUCAGUGACCUUGGCGGGCAGAUGGGGCUCUUCAUGGGUGCCUCUUUCAUCACUCUGGUCGAACUUAUAUUCACCGUGUGUUACGUCCUGCGUGUCCUAAUGACUCGAGGCGUGAAGGCUCUCAUGAAUAAACUGUGUGGCAACAAAACGUAACAUGCUAGAUGAUUGUGAUAUAUUACUUUUAGUCACAGCUGUUUAGUUUCUAUUAUACAGUGUCUCUAGUGGUCACUACCUGUAAGAAAGUAUAUACUAUACAUUAUGUUAUUUUUUAAAUAUUUUCAUUUAUCUAGUUAAUUCGUUCAAAUGGGAUAUUAAUAGAAACAAUACAUUAUAAACCGCAUACAUUCUUAUCAGACUUAACCUUACAAAUUAACCUUCUUCAGUAUCAUUUAAAUAAUUUUAUCUAGAUGUAUCGUAGGAAAUAUAA
This is a messenger RNA of Penaeus indicus, 2568 nucleotides long. Its product is annotated as acid-sensing ion channel 2-like. NCBI's taxonomy places the organism in Eukaryota, Metazoa, Arthropoda, Malacostraca, Decapoda, Penaeidae. Gene Ontology annotation, biological process: sodium ion transmembrane transport. The record is from RefSeq and is a predicted model, not a curated record. Gene Ontology annotation, cellular component: plasma membrane. The coding region runs from base 342 to 2294 and encodes 650 amino acids. Gene Ontology annotation, molecular function: ligand-gated sodium channel activity. The transcript is spliced from 12 exons.